Molecule: messenger RNA, 2607 nt
Organism: Acanthamoeba castellanii str. Neff
Lineage: Eukaryota; Discosea; Longamoebia; Acanthamoebidae
Product: Proteasome/cyclosome repeat containing protein
Exons: 12
Coding region: 1-2607 (868 amino acids)
Biological process (GO): proteasome-mediated ubiquitin-dependent protein catabolic process; regulation of protein catabolic process
Cellular component (GO): proteasome complex; nucleus; proteasome storage granule
Molecular function (GO): enzyme regulator activity
Source: RefSeq, a predicted model, not a curated record
AUGGACACAGAGAAGAAGGACACGACGCAGGAGCAGCAGCCCGCUGACAAGGAUCAGCAGAAGGGCAAGGACAAAAAUGCCAAGAAGAAGAAGGAAGAGGAAGAGAUGUCUGAAGAAGACAUCCAGAAGAAGGAGGAGCUGGAGCUGCUCGUUACACGCACACAGGACGCUGAUGAGGGCAUCGCGCGAGUGGCACUCGAGACUCUCAAGACCGAGAUCAAGUCUGCCACCUCGUCGAUGACCGCUGUGCCCAAGCCCCUCAAGUUUCUUCGUCCCCACUACGAUCUUCUCAAGAGCGUCUAUGAAAAGCUCCCCGAGGGUGAUAACAAGAAAUCGCUGGCCGACGUCGUCUCGAUCCUUGCCAUGACAAUGGCAGCUGAGGGCACCAGGGAGAGCCUGCACUACAAACUCAAGGGCAACUCGGGCGACAUCGGCUCGUGGGGUCACGAAUACGUGCGCAAUCUGGCGGGAGAGGUGGGCCAGGAGUUUCAGAAGAGGAGCGAGGAGGGAACGCCGGCCGACGACAUACUGGAGCUGGUCGACAUCAUCGUGCCCUUCAACAUGCACCACAACGCCGAGCACGAGGCCAUCGAUCUGCUGAUGGAGGUCGAUAAGCUGAACAAGGUGAUCGACCACGUCGACGACGGCAACCUCGAGCGCGUGUGCCUCUACCUCAAGAGCUGCGCCGACUACGUGCCCGAGCCCGAGGACACCCACGUCCUCCGCGUGACGCUCGAGAUCUACAAGAAGCUCAACCGCCACCCGGCCGCUCUUCACAUGGCCAUCCGCCUCAACGACGUGAACGAGAUCCGCGCCAUCUACGAGUCUUGCCCCGACGCCACUGUCAAGAAGCAGCUGGCGUUCAUUCUCGCCCGCCAGAACCUCUUCCACACCAUCGACGAGUCCGAUGAGAGCCUCACGGAGAUCAUCUACCACACCAACUUGAGCGAGCACUUCCUCGUUCUCGCUCGCGACCUCGACGUGAUGGAGGCCAAGACGCCCGAGGACAUCUACAAGACCAGCACCACCGACAACAGGAACACCUUUGGCGCCAACGUCGAUUCGGCCAGGAACAACCUCGCCUCUACGUUCGUCAACGCCUUUGUCAACGCGGCCUUUGGCCAGGACAAGCUGAUGACCGAUGAGGAGACCAAGUGGAUCUACAAGAACAGGGAGCACGGCAUGAUGAGCGCGGCCGCGUCGCUGGGCAUGAUCCUGCUGUGGGACGUCGACGGUGGACUCACGCAGAUCGACAAGUACCUCUACUCCAAGGAGGACUACAUCAAGGCCGGUGCCCUGCUCGCUGUGGGUAUUGUAAAUUCGGGCGUGCGGAACGACUGCGACCCGGCGCUGGCCCUGCUGUCGGACUACAUCAGCGACUCGAACGCGCUCAUGCGCAUCGGCGCCAUCCUGGGUCUGGGCAUCGCCUACGCCGGCUCGGCCCGGGAGGACAUGAUGGAGCUCAUCACCCCCGCGCUCGAGGACUCGUCGGCCUCCAUGGAGGUGGUCGGCAUCGCCGCCCUCGCCCUCGGCAUGAUCUUCGUCGGCACGGCCCAGGCCGACAUCGCCCAGAACAUGCUCGGCGUGCUCAUGGAGAGCGACGAGACCCGACUCAAGUCCACCCACGCCAGAUUCCUCUCGCUCGGCCUCGGCCUGCUCUUCCUCACCAAGCAAGAGGAUGCUGACGUCACGCUGGCCACGCUGAAGGCCAUCGAGGGCGAGGCUGGCCGGUAUGCCUACCUCACGGUCGACGCCUGCGCCUACGCCGGUACCGCCAACGUGCUCAAGGUGCAGAGCCUGCUGUCCGUGUGCGGCGAGCACCUCGAGAAGGACAACAGCCACCAGGCCGUCGCCGUGCUGGGCAUCGCCAUGAUCGCCAUGGGCGAGGACCUCGGCCGUACGGCGAGCCCGUCGUCCGCCGAGCCAUUCCCGCUGGCGCUCGGCCUCCUCGCCGUCGGCGACCCCUCCGUGUCCGUCAUGGACACCCUCCAAGGUCUCACGCACGACGCCGACCCCGAGGUAUCGCAGGGCGCCAUUUUCGGUCUGGGCCUGAUCGCCGCCGGCACCAACAACUCGCGUGCGGCCAAGCUGCUGCGGAGUCUGUCGGCCUACUACUACAAGGAGCCCAACCUCCUCUUCGUGGUCAGACUUGCGCAGGGCUUGCUGCACGUGGGCAAGGGCACCCUCGCUCUGGCGCCCUUCCCCUCCGAGGGCAUGCACCGUGUGGCCUUUGCCAGUCUCCUCGCCACCAUGCACGCCUGCCUCGACAUGAAGAACCUCAUCAUGGGCAAGUCGCACUACCUGCUGUACACGCUGGUGAGCGCGAUCUACCCGCGCAUGCUGAUGACGUUCGACGAGAACCUCAAGCCCCUCCAAGUGCCCGUGCGCGUGGGUACGGCCGUCGACGUCGUCGGCCAGGCCGGCCACCCCAAGACCAUCACCGGCUCGCAGACCCACACGACUCCCGUCCUCAUCGGCCACGGCGAGCGGGCAGAGCUCGCCACCGACGACUACGUGUCGGUGACGCCCAUCAUGGAAGGGUUCGUGAUCUUGAAGAAGAAGGAAGAGGAGGACGCCGCGCUCACGACAGGCAAGGCCAAGCAGUAA